Messenger RNA from Caretta caretta (loggerhead turtle), 801 nucleotides. The record is from RefSeq and is a predicted model, not a curated record. NCBI's taxonomy places the organism in Eukaryota, Metazoa, Chordata, Testudines, Cheloniidae.
UCUCGCUAGGCUGGUGUGGUGCCUAGUCCUGACCGCGGCUGGUCGUCUAAGUGCUGCUGCAAUAUCCGGCAGCCGGAGGAGAAUAUGUACAUUUACAGCGCCCUGCCCUGGCAAAGGACCCACCAGAGACCCCGGGCGCGCGUGGGUGUAGCCUGCCCUCCUUGCGCGGGCGGGCCCAAGGAACGAGCCAAGGAAGCGGCUCCUGCGCGCGGAUGGCCGAGGCGCCCCGGGCCGGGUCACCCUCCCCAGCGCGGCCUCCUCCAGCGCCUCUGCUUUGCCCAGGGCGGAGCCUUCCAGGCAGCACGGGGCACUGCCGAGCCGCCGGGACAGCCAGCGGGACGCGCUCACGCCAGCAGCGCCAUCGCGUGGGGGAGCCAGUGGGGUCGCAGUACCCUGGGGAACCCCCCCGCCCGCUCUGCGCUCUUCCACAGGACCCGGCGCCGCCCCGCCGCUCUGCUGACACAGGUUACGUUACGUGCCUCCCGGAGCGCAUGCGCAUUGCGCAAACGCAAAGAGCCGCGCGCGGGUCACGUGAGCGUGCCCGCUCCUCACGUGACGCUGGGCUCGGUAAUUUACCCAGAAGCCUGCACGCCUCUCGGAGGUCAAGAUGGCGGUGAGGGCACCAGUCAGAAAUUUAGGGCUGGAAGGGACCUGGAGAGCUCAUCUAGUUCAUCCCCUGUACUGAGGCUGGACCAAGUAUACCUAGAGUCCUAAGCCAUCCUAGAGAGUUUCAGCAAGUGGUCGACUGUUAGAAGGCCUUCGCAAAUGGUAUUACAACGCAGCUGGAUUCAACCAACUUGG